Molecule: messenger RNA, 958 nt
Organism: Meloidogyne enterolobii
Lineage: Eukaryota; Metazoa; Nematoda; Chromadorea; Rhabditida; Meloidogynidae
Source: the annotation of a GenBank genome assembly
ACUUAUUUUACGUAUUUCUGUUUCUGAUCCAACAGCUCAAUGUCCAUUAGCUACAAAAUUUGGUUGUGAUCCUUUAAUUGAGGGCCCUAAUUUAAUUAAAAAAGCUAGUCAAAUGAAGUUAAAAAUUAUUGGAAUUUCUUUUCAUGUUGGAAGUGGUUGUAGAGAUCCAAAAGCUUUUAAUUUGGCUAUUUGUGCUUGUAAAAAACUUUUUGAUUUUGGAAUUUUGGAGGGACAUUCAAUGAAUUUAUUGGAUAUUGGUGGGGGGUUUCCUGGACAAGAUAAUGAACAAAUAACGUUUUUUGAGAUUGUAAAGAUUAUACAAAAUUCUUUAAAUGAAUAUUUUCCUUCUAACAAUAAUAUUGAAAUAAUUGCUGAACCGGGCCGUUAUUUUGCAUCUUCCCUUGUUUCUCUCUGUACAAAUUUAAUUUCUGUUACUAAAGUAUCUGCAUAUAGAGUAACCAAAAGAAUAAAAGAUUUAAAUAAAGAAGGACAAAUGUUAUAUUUAAAUGAAAGUGUUUACGGCUCUUUCAAUUGUAUUCUCUUUGAUCAUUUCCAUCCUUUAGGCAAACCUUUAUUUCAAAAAGAGGAAGAGUAUGAUAAUUUAAAUUUAAUUCCAACAAUUAUUUGGGGACAAACUUGUGACGGCUUAGACCAAAUUGAAGAAAAUACAAAAAUGCCAAAAAUGGAAAUUGGGGAUUGGUUAUUUUAUAAAAAUAUGGGGGCAUACACAAGUGUUGCUGCUAGUAAAUUUAAUGGAUUUGAUAUUCCAAAAAGAAAUUUUUAUGUUUUUAGUCUGAAAUUUUGGAAUUUUAUUUAUAAUUUUGAAAUUAAAAAAGAAGAGAAUAAUAAUGAUAAUGAUGAAAUGAUUAAUAAUGAAGGAUUUAAUAAUGAAAUAAUUAAAAAUGUUUGUCAAGAAUGGAAAGAAAUGUUAACAUUUAAAAAUUUUAUUUGUCCAUAA